Ruditapes philippinarum (Manila clam) is the source of this 1001-nucleotide messenger RNA. RefSeq lists its product as uncharacterized. The record is from RefSeq and is a predicted model, not a curated record. NCBI's taxonomy places the organism in Eukaryota, Metazoa, Mollusca, Bivalvia, Venerida, Veneridae. Bases 417 to 962 code for a protein of 181 amino acids. The transcript is spliced from 4 exons.
UUGUUCCUAUUUUAUAGAUGUUCAUACUAAAUCACUUGGAACGUUAUCAACAUUUCUUUUAAGGCAGUAUUUUAUACAAAUUAUUUCUAAAAUUGAUAGAACUUUAACAUAUUUGUUCAAGCUGUAAAACACUUGAACUACUUGUAUGAACCACUUUCAAGUGAAGUAGUUACAGUUUUCCUUUUGCAUUUUUGUACUUGUCUUGAGGAAACUUCUUAUUAUAUAAUCAUUUCAAGUUCAUAAACAAUUAGGUCCUUCGGAAUAGACGGGGAUUUUUUAAUCAGGACGCCAGAAGAGGAAAAUAAACAGCAUGAUAUAAGCACAAUGUUUGUAGAUGUUUUAAAAGCAGUGAAGCAGUACAAUUCAUGAUUAAUUCUGUCGGAAAAUAAAAACUUCCGGAUCACCAUUUUAUUCAAAUGUCGCAUGCAGUGUUUUUCAUGCGCAUGAUGGAUAGCAAAAGAUUUGCGUGUUUAUGUGUUGUCUUAGUUGCGAUACACAAUUCUGUUUAUUGUUGCGAUGAAAAUGUCCGCCUUCUCGACAACUUAGAAUUUCGGAGUUCUGAUGUACCUCUCAACUUCAUGGAUAAAAGUCGCACGGUAAAUGAUGUCAGCCUUUCAUCGAGAUGGUAUAGUGCAACGCUUUACGGUUGGCAGUACCUUAUGGCUGACUCUACCAAUAAACCAAGCUUCUUGGGAUGUUCUACAUACUGGCCUAUCUAUUUAAAAGAAAAACAUGUUCCAUUGAACGAUCUUGGAGAGGAUCCAACUGAUGUUAUUGCUUGUGUCCUUAGUGCCCUCGAUGCCCUUGGCCUAUGUAAAACAAAGUAUAACAUUCAAAUAAGAAAAUGCAACGAUGAAAUUCAAUAUAAAUUGAAAUCAACUACAUGGCUGAGUGGCUUUUGUUUCGAAAAGCAUAAGUUGCUCAACAGAACUAACACCGUUUCCAGCCCCAGAAAAUGUUGACUUUGGAACAAUUACAGUUCAAGACCGGAUUUGAAUUUU